AAAGAAGCCGAGGAGUCAUUAAAAGAAGAGCUUUCUCGCAGCGAGAAAGACAACGGGCUUUCAUCCGGAUCUACUCUGGAACUCAUCAAUCAACUAGCGCAGCACUAUGUUGAAUUUGAGGAGUAUUCGAAGGCUGAACAGCUAUACAAACGUGCUUUCGUGGCAACUCAAGAUCACCAGGGACCACUACACCUCAAAACUGCUGCAAUUCUGCAACGUAUAGCUGACGUCGAAAAAGAGCAAGGGCAUUAUGCUGAGGCAUCAGAAUGCCUCUCUCGUGUGGAAGCAAUCCAGAAUGCCGUUCUACCGCCAGGAGAUCCUCAAACCUUGAGUACACGUGCUUCCAUUGCGAUAUUAUACGACAAACAGAAGCAGUGGCAACAGGCCGAAGGACUAUACAAGCGAGUUAUCAGCGAAAGGGAGAAGUACCUCGACAAAUAUCACGAAGAUAUGCUU
Messenger RNA from Mollisia scopiformis, 456 nucleotides. RefSeq lists its product as uncharacterized. Gene Ontology annotation, biological process: microtubule-based movement. The annotation marks the transcript as partial. NCBI's taxonomy places the organism in Eukaryota, Fungi, Ascomycota, Leotiomycetes, Helotiales, Mollisiaceae. Gene Ontology annotation, molecular function: kinesin binding. The transcript has a single exon. The record is from RefSeq and is a predicted model, not a curated record. Gene Ontology annotation, cellular component: cytoplasm; membrane-bounded organelle; kinesin complex.